CAUGUACACUAAUCAUCAGGGCACUGAUGAUUAGUGCCCUGAUGAUUAGUGUAGCCCCAUCAGUGUCACCUGUCAGUGCCCAUCAAUGCCACCUGUCAGUGCACAUCAAUGCCACAUAGUGCCUAUCAGUGCACACCAAUGCCACAUAUCAGUGCCCAUCUGAGCUGCCAGUCAGUGCCAACUAUCAGUGCCACCUAUCAGUGCCAGUCAGUGCCACCUAUCAGUGUCACCAGUCAGUGCCGCCUAUCAGUGCUGCCUAUUAUCAGGGCCACCUAACAGUUCCAAUCAGUGCCACCUAUCAGUGCCAGUCAGUGCCGCCUAUCAGUGCCAUAUAUGAGUGCUG
This is a messenger RNA of Staurois parvus, 343 nucleotides long. NCBI's taxonomy places the organism in Eukaryota, Metazoa, Chordata, Amphibia, Anura, Ranidae. The record is from the annotation of a GenBank genome assembly.